Molecule: messenger RNA, 1299 nt
Organism: Thermothielavioides terrestris NRRL 8126
Lineage: Eukaryota; Fungi; Ascomycota; Sordariomycetes; Sordariales; Chaetomiaceae
Product: caspase-like protein
Exons: 3
Coding region: 1-1299 (432 amino acids)
Biological process (GO): proteolysis
Molecular function (GO): cysteine-type endopeptidase activity
Source: RefSeq, a predicted model, not a curated record
AUGUCGUACGGAUACCCCGGCCAAGGCUACGGCCCUGGGGGCGGGGGCGGCUCCGGGUACCACCACCCUCCUUCGCCCCAGUACGCCGGCGGCGGCGGCUACGGCCAGUAUCCCCCGCCGAACCAAGGAUACGGCCAGUAUCCGCCUCCGCAACAGCAGCAGUAUCAUCAACAGCCCGGGUACGGCCAUUAUCCGCCCCCGCAGCACCACCACCAGCACCAGCAGCAGUACCAUCCUCCGCCGGGGCCGCCGCCCCAGGGGUACGAUGCCUACGGCUACCCGAUCGCCCACGGGCCGGGCUACGGCGGAUCCGCGCCGGCGCGCACUGCCCCGCCUCCGCCGUCUGGCGUGCAGCACUUCGGCCACGGCGCGCCCGAGGGCUACACCUUCCAGUACUCCAACUGCACCGGCCGGCGGCGCGCCCUGCUGAUCGGCAUCAACUACUUUGGCCAGCAGGGCGAGCUGCGCGGCUGCAUCAACGACGUCACCAACGUGUCCAACUUCCUGAUGGAGAGGUACGGCUACAAGCGCGAGGACAUGGUCAUCCUGACCGACGACCAGCGCGACCCCGUGCUGCAGCCGACCAAGGCGAACAUGAUCCGGGCCAUGCAGUGGCUCGUGGCCGGCGCCCAGCCCAACGACGCCCUGUUCCUGCACUACUCGGGCCACGGCGGCCAGACCAAGGACCUGGACGGCGACGAGGAGGACGGCUACGACGAGGUCAUCUACCCGGUCGACUUCCGGACGGCUGGCCACAUCGUCGACGACGAGAUCCACCACUACGUGGUCCGGCCGCUGCUGCCCGGCGUGCGCCUGACCGCCAUCUUCGACAGCUGCCACUCGGGCUCCGUCCUGGACCUGCCCUACAUCUACAGCACGAAGGGCGUGCUCAAGGAGCCCAACCUGGCCAAGGAGGCCGGUCUGGGCCUGCUCGAGGCCGUCGGCGCCUACGCCCGCGGCGACAUGGGCACCGUCGCCAGCACCGUCUUCGGCCUCGCCAAGUCGGCCUUGCGCGGCAACGACGCCUACGAGCGAUCCAAGCGGACCAAGACGUCGCCCGCCGACGUCGUCAUGUGGAGCGGCAGCAAGGACGACCAGACUUCCGCCGACGCCACCAUCGCGGCAAAGGCCACCGGCGCCAUGUCGUGGGCCUUCAUCACGGCGCUCAAGCAGAACCCUCACCAGAGCUACGUGCAGCUGCUCAACAGCAUCCGCGACGUGUUGGAGACCAAGUACACGCAGAAGCCCCAGCUGUCGUGCAGCCAUCCGCUCGAUACCGAUCUGCUUUUCGUCAUGUGA